AACCCGAAAAAAGAUCCAUCCAUCAGGUGGGGUCGGGGAGGGCAAAAAAAGUUCUAACGGUUAUCUUCAGGUAUCUACGCUUACGGUUUCGAGCGCCCCUCUGCCAUUCAGCAGCGUGCUAUUAUGCCCAUCAUCAAGGGCAGCGAUGUGAUUGCUCAGGCCCAGUCCGGUACUGGAAAGACCGCUACCUUCUCUAUCUCCGCCCUUCAGAAGCUCGACCCCACCCUCAAGGCCUGCCAGGCCCUGAUCCUCGCUCCCACCCGUGAGUUGGCGCAGCAGAUCCAGAAGGUCGUUGUUGCCAUCGGUGACUUCAUGAGCAUUGAGUGCCAUGCCUGCAUCGGUGGUACCAACGUCCGUGAGGACAUGAAGGCUCUCCAGGACGGCCCCCAGGUCGUCGUCGGUACCCCUGGUCGUGUCCACGACAUGAUCCAGCGCCGUGUCCUCAAGACCGACCACCUCAAGCAGUUCAUCCUCGAUGAGGCUGACGAGAUGCUGUCUCGUGGUUUCACCGAGCAGAUCUACGACAUCUUCCAGCUCCUCCCCCAGUCCACCCAGGUUGUCCUGCUGUCGGCUACCAUGCCCCAGGACGUCCUGGAGGUGACCACCAAGUUCAUGCGCGACCCCGUCCGCAUCCUGGUCAAGAAGCAGGAACUCACCCUUGAGGGUAUCAAGCAGUUCUACAUUGCCGUCGAGAAGGAAGACUGGAAGCUCGACACCCUCUCCGAUCUCUACGAGACCGUCACCAUCACCCAGGCCGUCAUCUUCUGCAACACCCGCCGGAAGGUCGACUGGCUCACCGACAAGCUGACUGCCCGUGACUUCACCGUCUCCGCCAUGCACGGUGAUAUGGAGCAGGGCCAGCGUGAUGUUAUCAUGAAGGAGUUCCGCUCCGGUUCUUCCCGUGUCCUGAUCGCCACCGAUCUCCUGGCCCGUGGUAUCGACGUCCAGCAGGUCUCCCUGGUCAUCAACUACGACCUUCCCUCCAACCGUGAGAACUACAUCCACCGUAUCGGUCGUGGUGGUCGUUUCGGUCGUAAGGGUGUUGCCAUCAACUUCGUCACCGCUGACGAUGUCCGUAUGAUGCGUGAGAUCGAGCAGUUCUACAGCACCCAGAUCGAGGAGAUGCCCAUGAACGUUGCUGACCUCAUCUAAACGCUUUUACGAGUCACCUUCCGUUUAUGUCGAUGCGGAUCGCGAUCGCAGUACGCCAAUAAUGGUACCGGGGUGAAGCGGCGAUUCACCAAACCAAAUCGCACAUUCUCCUUGUACAGAGCAAAACUUUUCCCCUCUUCAAUAAAAGUGGCUUCCUGUAUCUCCAGCAUUUACUCCCGCUUACGGUGGUUGGUUGAGGAUGCGGUGCUAUUGUUAGCGUACCUCCCUCCUCUUUCUGCUGUCAUGGU
This is a messenger RNA of Penicilliopsis zonata CBS 506.65, 1400 nucleotides long. RefSeq lists its product as hypothetical. The coding region runs from base 124 to 1152 and encodes 342 amino acids. The transcript has 4 exons. Gene Ontology annotation, molecular function: ATP binding; RNA helicase activity; RNA binding. The record is from RefSeq and is a predicted model, not a curated record. Lineage: Eukaryota; Fungi; Ascomycota; Eurotiomycetes; Eurotiales; Aspergillaceae.